AGAUAGUUAAAAGGGUAUUUAACUAACCAGGCCUAGAGCCGCCCAAGGAGCUAAAUCGAUGCCCAGCCAAAUCAGAGUUGGGUUUCGUUGUUCCAACCGUUGAUGCAUGCAUACGCAGUAUAUGUACUGUAUGUACAUGUACAUUAUUAUUUACAUGUAUGUAUGUACAUUAUUAUGAUGCCGGCGGUGCUAUCAUUGUCGACCAACUAACUCUUUGUCUGCGCACGAUACCCUCGUUAUUUAGCCAUUGAUGGAUUUCCUCGCAGACGACCAUCACCAGCCCGUCGGACGAUAAAUAAUGUUGGUGUCCCCCCGCGGAUACCAUCGCUGGUGGAGAGCGUUGCUCGGACCCAUCUUCUUCCCGCGUCGAGGCUCAUCCCACGGCCAUAUCAGCGUCCUGUUGACCUCCUGCAUCGCCUUCUUUGCCGUCGUCGAUUACCUCAUCUUCACCGCGUCGUCCAUAUCCUCCCCGCGAGAGUCUACAGACACAACCGUCGUUCCCGGGAUAAGGUCCGUCUACGUGGCUAGCACGCACUGGAACAACGAGGCGAUCCUCCGCAGCCAUUGGAAUGCCGCCGUUGUGGAACUCGCAAGGAAGUUCGGGAAGGAUAACAUCUACGUUUCUGUCUAUGAGAGUGGGAGCUGGGAUGAUUCCAAAGGCGCCCUGAGGGAGCUGGAUCAACAGCUGGAGGAGUUGGGCGUCGACAGGACCAUCAUCCUAGAUCCAGCCACGCAUGAGGAUGAAAUCAAUAAACCGCCUGGAAGGGAAGGGUGGAUUGAUACUCCGCGGGGGAAAAGAGAGCUCAGACGCAUUCCGUACCUGGCCCAUAUGCGGAAUAGAUCAUUGGAGCCGUUGGAGAGGCUUGUGCAGGCCGGGAGGACGUUUGAUAAGAUUAUCUUUUUGAACGAUGUUAUAUUUUCGAUGACAGAUAUCAUAACUCUUCUCAAUACCCGCUCCGGCUCAUAUGCCGCGGCCUGCUCGCUCGAUUUCGGAAAACCAGGCCUUUUCUACGAUACAUUUGCCCUACGGGACUCGAAGGGGUCCCCUGCCUUCUCGCAGCGCUACCCCUACUUCAGUGCUAGACGCUCGCGCAAUGCUCUUAUAGCCGGCAAACCCAUCCCGGUCCAAAGUUGCUGGAAUGGGAUAGCAAUCUUCGACGCCGCGCCCUUCCAAACCAGCACCAACCCACUCCGCUUCCGCGGCAUCCCCGACUCCCUCGCCAAAUACCACCUCGAAGGCUCCGAAUGCUGCCUCAUCCACUACGACAACCCUCUCUCCGCCACCAAGGGCGUCUGGCUGAACCCCAACGUGCGCGUCGGCUAUAACCUGGUCGCCUACGAGGCUGCGGCGGCGCGCGUGUGGCCGUCGACGCUCGAUGCUGUGCUUGUAGGCUGGUGGAAGGGGUUUUUUGCGUCGAUGCUUGAUUUGCCGUGGAGGUCUAGGGCGGUUGUGGGGAGGGUUAAGAAGUGGGCGAGGGAGGGAGAGAGUUUUAAUAAUGAGAAAGAGAGGAAGGGGAAUAGAGAGGUUGGGUUGCCGUGUCUGAUCGAUGAGAUGCAGAUCAUCGUGUAUAAUGGAUGGGCGCAUGUUUGAUUUGUUCCUUUUUCCCCCUCUUUUUCCCUCGUUGUGGAGGCGUGAUAUUCAAGGGAGCUUGUUUUGACAUUUUCAUUUGCAUAUAUUUUUUUAUAUAUGUAUUAUAGAUUUUUCUUCGUUCUUUUUAUUUCUUUCCUGCUUUUUUCUAUUUCAUCGCGUCUAUUCUCUAAGAUCCCCCCUUUUUUGCUUUGGCUUGAGAACUUGGCUUGAGAACUCGAGCCGGAAAAUCAACUUUGGGAUUUCAUAAGAACAUUCCAUGUUGAGGCUGCGUGUUUUCUGGUUCCUCCUAUCUCCCCGCGCUUUCUCAUUUCUUUCAUUCUAUCAUGUGGUUGAAGAUGAAGAAAUUUACCAACUCGCAACCCCCCUCCUCCCAUCAAACCCACCCCUCAACGCCUCUGCACGCACAACCUUCCCUUUCAAAACCGUCUGCUUCACAAUCCCCUCACAAUCCGCCGGCCGCACCCCUAGCCAGCCAAAUCAUCUGCUCCGCCUCGCGCCGAUAUAUCAACACGUUCGCGGCGAACUUGUGCCCUCCCACAUGGGACACAAUAUAGGAUACCUACGCCGCCGGGCCGGGUGUCGUCCUCGUCGCGGUAGAGGCCCAGCGGGCGCAGGUGGCGCUCUAGCUCGCGCCGGAUGAGAGGGGCGGAGAUGCCGCAGCGGGCGUCGCGACGGUUAUGGGAGCAGAGGAGGAUUAGGUGGUCGCGGGGCCAGGGGCGGGUUGUUAGUUUGUGGUGGGAUGGGUGGACGGGAUGAGGUAUUUUGGCCGUUUGGUUUGGCUUCAGCUUCUUCAACUUCUAGCUUUGGUGAUGAUGAUGAUGAUAUUGUGGCGUCCUAGUCUGACUAUAUCUCUACGUCUGGCUCAGAGGGGUCUACGAAACGCUCCAUGAGCUCUGGCAGUCGCGAGACCGUUACUCUGUCGACAAAGGUGAAUGAGGGCAAGAUGAGGACCGUUGUAGCGUUCUCCUGCCCCAGUCCUUGAUCGCCAUUGGUGAUGUGGUUAAUACGCUCCGGAUCAAUGGACAAGUUCGACGCCGAAAUCAUCAUUUUCUGCGAAAAUAAAAAUAGGGCUCUUUAUUAACCAGGCGUCUCUCAAGGUGAAAAACAGAAUCUAUAGUUAUACAACACGAGAAAUACUUACCCCCCUCCUCGGUUGAAACGCCCCCCUCUUAAACCCCUCCAUCAAACUUCCCCUCUCACCCUCAACCCUGGGCGCCCAGUCCGCCCUGCCCGUCGCGACAAGUACAUGUUUGAUGAACGGCUUGACGCUCCCGUACAGCUCCCUGUUGGAAUUGAGUUUGAACCGGGCUGGGAAUUUGAUGGUGCAGUCGGCGCAGUCCUGGUCGCAGUCGGGCCCGUCGACGGCGGGAUCGACGAUGGGGAAGAGGUCUGUUUUUUUCUCGAUUGAACUGGUUUCUGGGGUGGAGAGCGAUGUGGAGGUGAAGGGGUUUUGGUAUACGAAGGAGAAGAGGGAGCGGAGCAUUGUAUUUUUCUCUCUCGCCUUUGGUACUCUUUUCACUUCUUUAUUUUUACGAAUUUUUAUAUGUUUU
Blastomyces dermatitidis ER-3 is the source of this 3141-nucleotide messenger RNA. Its product is annotated as polysaccharide export protein. The record is from RefSeq and is a predicted model, not a curated record. The transcript has 3 exons. Lineage: Eukaryota; Fungi; Ascomycota; Eurotiomycetes; Onygenales; Ajellomycetaceae. The coding region runs from base 299 to 1591 and encodes 430 amino acids.